Pseudoliparis swirei is the source of this 2738-nucleotide messenger RNA. RefSeq lists its product as uncharacterized. The transcript is spliced from 9 exons. The record is from RefSeq and is a predicted model, not a curated record. The coding region runs from base 220 to 2016 and encodes 598 amino acids. NCBI's taxonomy places the organism in Eukaryota, Metazoa, Chordata, Actinopteri, Perciformes, Liparidae.
GCUCGAGCCGCCAACCCGCUGCGCAGCCACUCCCGAGAGUUUGGUCAAGCCUGUCCCAACGUGUUCGAGGAAACAACAAAACAAAUCUGUGAACGUAUUCAGCUCGAGGAAGACGGCUCACCUGUCUCCCCCGGUCCACCUGUUUCACUGCGACACCUGCGACGGGAGUGAAAGUGCAAACCGGCGGGCCGAAUAAGCGAGUGGUGAAGUCAAUCUGGAAUGGCUGCUCGGUGUUUCCUGUUUUAUUUCAUCUUUAGUACCUCGUGCCUAGUUGAUGGACAGCCUUCAAAGCAUGCGCUCAAGGGGGGGAGGGGCUUCUUGAAGCCGGACAUCGCUGGACAUCCGGAUAGAAUCCUGUGGAAAUACAAUGGCAACAAAGUGGUGGAGUUUAAUGGCAAAGAGCAAAAGGAGUUCAGUCCGUAUGAAAACAGGAUCACUCUGGACUGGGUCUCUGCAGAACUCGACAUCUCUGACCUCCGGUUUGAAGACAGCGGCAACUAUGAAUUGGAAGUACACAUCAAUAAAGCGUUGCAUCGUUCAUUCCAUAAAUUGGAGGUCAUAGACCUGGUACCCAAGCCCACCAUCUCCUGUGAGGUGAUCGACGGCGGCAGCUCCAACGUAUCUGGAGAGCUGCUGUGCUCCGCAGAGCCCAGGCGGCCUCAGGCCGUCGUGACGUUUGAGUGGAGAACACGUGGAGACGUGCGGCCCGGUCCACGGCUACACAUAUCUCUGGGGGAUGCAUACGACGAUGAAGUCUACCGUUGUAACGUGAGCAACCUUCUGAGUAGUGAAGAAGCUACAUUCCCUGCAAAGGAUUGCUACCCAGAUGAAAGUUCAUCUGUAAUACUGACCGUAUGCCUCGUCGUUGCCUCUCUCCUCGCGUGUCUCCUCGUGUGUCUGGCCGUACUGUACUGCAAACUACGGCGUAAAGCAUGUUUUGCAAAACAUGAUUUGGAAAAUCCGUCACCACCUGGUCAAAGAGAAGGGUCAGAUAUGAAGGAAGCUUGGAAUGCUGAAAGAAGGCCUCUAGUUCACAGAGAGUCCACUCUUCCCUCCACUCAGCCACUGGGCCGUUUCUUCCAAGGUAACAUGAGGCCCGAUGAACCCGCUCGCCUCCAGAACCAAGACCCAGAUUCAGACCAUGACCCUGUCGAAGAACAUGAAGAAAAUGAGACGCCAAAAGAAGGUGACGCGGACGCCGGCCCGCCCAGAGAGUCUUCAGAGGAAGACGUCCCGCAGAGCGAGCCCUUGGACUCCGAGGAGGAUAACGGAGCGGACCCUGCUCACGCCGGCGUGUCGGACCGCUUCAAGCCAGAGAGGGAGGCAGAUGAGGAAGAGGAGGCUCGGUCCGCUCGUGCCGAGGACGAAACUUCACCUGCUGCUCAGCCACAUUCCUCUUUGACCGAAAGCUCUCCCAACAUGGCGGCGAAAGACGCCGCGGGCGAAGACGAGGAAGUCGCCGACUCAGAUCGGGUCACUGGAGAAUCUGCCGAGACGCAUGUCAGAGGAUCUGACUCAUCGGGGGAAGGGGACAGAAAAGAAUCAGACGACUCUAGCGCGGACGAACCGUUGUCCGCCAGAGGUUCAGAGACAUUAUUACACGAUUCAAACUUGGCACAAGAAGAAACAAACAGCAGCAAAGAUGACGAGCAAGAAACUGUGGAACCUGUUUCUGAAGAUAAAGAUAAAUCUAAAGCAGAUAGCGUGAGUGACCGUGAAGAAUCAGAUACGGAUCUGUAUUCAGCCGCCUCCCGGCAUCCUCAGAGCGCCGCACCAGCAGAACCAGACAACCAGAACACCGACACAUGUCCAGAGUCACCAGACUCUGCACACGCACCGCCAGACGGAGAAGAGCGUCUCAAGACCUGCGCUGACUCAGAGGAGGCGGGCGGGCGGUCGGAUAAAGGCGAGGGCGAAGCUGUCGAAGAUCAAAAUGAGGCCCGUCGCGCCCUUCAAGGAGAACAGCACGGCCAUGAGGGCGGAGCGAGACAAAAGGAAGAGGAAGUUGCUGCGUAGGCCACUCGGCGAGCAAGGUCAGAUUUAAGAAGGACGCAGAUAGUGAAAGCGAAGCUGUCAAUACAACACGGCAGGGAGAAUACGUUCACGACGGAGGAGUUUUCAUGACAGUCCGAAUAAAGACAGCAAAUAUGAACUGUUGUGGAAUGAUGGAGUGGUGGCCGUGUGCACCGAGGAAAGAAGCAGACACUUGCGUGGUGAAAAAAGAGGCCGGUUUGUAGGUUGGAAGCAGACGGGGAGGUUCAUCUCUCUGUUGCCCGUUUCCUUUUUAACACAAACUGUCCCUGAAACCAGUAAAACAACAAUUCGAAAUACGUCACAGAAAGACAAACAGAGAUAGCGUCUUAUCCACAAUGCAACAGUCGGCGUGGCCCUGGAAUGAGUCUGUGGGAAGGGAAGAGAACCAGAAGUUAAACUCACACAGAAAACUUACAAUUUCUCGCUCCUAUUCCUUUUAACAUUUUUAGCUUCUUUUGAUAUUAUUCACGUUAUGUGUUUGAAUAACAGAUGCAAUAUAGAUGUUUUUUCAUUGUUUUUUAAGCGAUACUGUAAAUUAUUGACUAAUGGUGCUACAUCGGAGGGGUUUUCUUAAGAGUUAAGCUCUUACAAAUAAGAAUGUAUGGUAUGUUUAACUUGAAUCUGCACUAAUCUUUCAUGUUGUGACCUUAUCAAAAUGAAGACUUCAUUCGUAUUUUAAUAAAUCUAUUUGUUUUUUUAUACUU